Triticum dicoccoides is the source of this 657-nucleotide messenger RNA. RefSeq names its product classical arabinogalactan protein 9-like. NCBI's taxonomy places the organism in Eukaryota, Viridiplantae, Streptophyta, Magnoliopsida, Poales, Poaceae. Gene Ontology annotation, cellular component: plasma membrane. The coding region runs from base 1 to 513 and encodes 170 amino acids. The transcript is spliced from 3 exons. The record is from RefSeq and is a predicted model, not a curated record.
AUGCAAAGUAUACCCUCCUCCUCCCGCGGCCACGCUUCUUCCGCGACCUCGCCCCCGCCCAUCAUGACGCCUCCUCCCGUGACGCCACCGCCAGUGAAGGCGCCUCCUCACAUGACACCACUGCCAGUGAAGGCGCCUCCUCCCGUGACUCCGCCCCCGGUCGCGGCGCCCCCGCCAGUGGCCGCCCCGGCUGAGGCGCCAGCGGUGCUCCCCCUAGUGGCGACGCCCCCGCCGGUGGCCGAGGCGCCUGCUGUGCUGCCUCCGGCCGAGGCGUCGUCCAAGAGCAAGAACAAGCACAAGAGAAAGAGGAGCAGGAAGAAGAAGUCGCCUGCCCCCGCCCCGGAGCCGCUCAGCCCGCCGGCCCCCAUCGCGCCCGAGCCCACCACCGUCGAGGACGUGUCCGGCCCCAGGCCCUCCGCCAACGAUCUGAGCGGGAGCGGCCGGCAGUACGCGCACUGGGGGAUCGUCAUGCAGACCGCCAUGGCCGCGCUUCUGCUAUCACUAGCCUGGUGAACGUGAAACCCAGCAGAGAGAUGCAUCCGUCCAUACAUUUUAUUCAUGUACCGAGUCCAUGAUUUAACCAUUACGCUUGCUUGUAAUGUUAGGGGUCUAGCAUUUGUUGGAGGCUUGUAAUAAACAGUUUUUUGACAUAUUCUU